GUAGCACACUUCCGGUUUAGAAUACUCUGGCCGCCAACCUUGUCGAUCCGUUUUUGUCAUGUUGCGGAAUGUUUUGGUCAGGUUCGUGACUGAAUUUGAGCUUGUGGGUCACGGCGUCCGACGCACGGCUUCUGUGCGAGCUCCGUUACCUGCUUUUAUUACGCCACUGAGGACUCUGACGGACGUGAAGGACGACACGCAGAAGACUUUUGACUCUUCUCUGCUGGACAUCCUGGUAUGCCCGCUGUCCAAGAAGCCACUCAGGUUUGAUGCAAAGACCAACGAGCUGAUCAAUGACGAGCUGGGCAUCGCAUACCCCAUCACGGACGGCAUCCCCAACAUGAUCCCCCAGGAAGCCAGACUCUUACCCAAGUCAGCACCCGCACCAGGACAGCAUAUUCCAUCCUGA
Messenger RNA from Doryrhamphus excisus (bluestripe pipefish), 409 nucleotides. It is a transcript of the gene pyurf, whose product is annotated as PIGY upstream open reading frame. The record is from RefSeq and is a predicted model, not a curated record. NCBI's taxonomy places the organism in Eukaryota, Metazoa, Chordata, Actinopteri, Syngnathiformes, Syngnathidae.